ACGAGUUUAAAGGUCACUAGAUGCACACCAAUCAUACGAGUAGCUUCGUCUCUGUCACGUAACAACAGCGACGACGGAGGAGAGAUUAGUAUUGAGAAUUAUGUUUCUUUUGGGAAAACGGUGCCGAUCUUGGACGGGGAGUCAGUUUGGCCGGGAGGUCCUGAAGUGAGCGUUGUGUCCGCUGUAAACGGUUCAACCUUUAAAACUGCGCCAUGGAAUCGCUGAACGAGACAAUCGAAAGCGAUGUUGAUCAUCUGGUGGAGUCUGCAGGACUGAAAUGGUUCUUGCAGUUCUUUCGCAUAGAGCUUCUCCUAUCGUGCUUGAUUGGUCUAUGCGCUGACUGUCUAAUAGUCUACGUCAUCCUACAAUCCAAACGAAUGCUGAAGUCGCACACCAAUCUGGUCAUAUUAAAUUGGGCCAUAGUGGAUGGUGUCUUCCUUUUCUUGAUACCAUUCAACUACCGACUGUUCUCUAACAACAUCAACAAUUUUCUAUUCCAAAACAAAACGAUGGCAUGCAUGUUAACCAACUCGGACGUUUCCAUCUACUUGAUUGUCUUCAGUUUGAUCCUGCUGCUGACAGUCGACCGCGCAAUCAAGGGCAGCAACACCAAACUGCUCGUAUAUUUAAUGGCCUUCAUCUACACCACAUUCUUGUUCCUUUGGGCGGUUUCGUCCACCGUUUGCUCCAUAUUCAAUACGCACAUCAUGGGCUACGAGCAAUUGGCAUUCGUACUGAUCAUCUUAAUGCUCAUACUGAAUAUCACCGUCAAACAAAUCUGGCGUUGCUGCAGGAAACACAAAGCCAGCAAAUCGAGCGUAUUGCGACUCAACAUCGCCACCAUCUUCAUCUGUAAUUGGACCUUGAGCAUCGUCUCCAUCCUGGUGACUCACCUGACGCCCGCCGUUUUUUUGGUCAUCUUCGGCGUCGCCGGAUAUCUGAACUCCGUUUUCAUAUUAAUGUACCUCAUUAGAAACGACGUCAAUUACAAAAUAUGUUUCCUCACGUUGUUCCGAAUGAACUCGGAUCGCUACGAAGUGAGUGCAGCGAUCAGUUUCGCCGAAAGUUGCAGCGAGGAUUGCGAUUCUUCACUGAACGUCAGAUUCCUUAAUGAGGAACGCACCGAGCAGGACGUAUUCGUUGUUUAAACUCUCCUCUAACUGUAAUUUAAAUAUUUUUUUAAUACUAAUUUUAGGAAUACUUUCUAGCAACUGU
Molecule: messenger RNA, 1215 nt
Organism: Nicrophorus vespilloides
Lineage: Eukaryota; Metazoa; Arthropoda; Insecta; Coleoptera; Silphidae
Product: somatostatin receptor type 2-like
Exons: 2
Coding region: 213-1148 (311 amino acids)
Source: RefSeq, a predicted model, not a curated record